Acanthopagrus latus (yellowfin seabream) is the source of this 3474-nucleotide messenger RNA. RefSeq names its product lactase-like b (gene lctlb). The coding region runs from base 1140 to 2897 and encodes 585 amino acids. Gene Ontology annotation, biological process: carbohydrate metabolic process. Gene Ontology annotation, molecular function: beta-glucosidase activity. The transcript has 14 exons. Lineage: Eukaryota; Metazoa; Chordata; Actinopteri; Spariformes; Sparidae. The record is from RefSeq and is a predicted model, not a curated record.
GUGCGCCUCACAAUAAGUCCAGCUUUCACACUGACAGCCGGGACAGCUCUGGAGAAGGGUGGUGCUACAACAGGCAUUGUACAAUAGAGACUGCACCAAUAGAUAUAGACGGCUUUCUACAUGGUCCGCUGUUCGAGGAGGGCUCUCAUUUACCCAGGCUUCAGCACACACACCUGAUGCAAAUGAGUUUUUCAUAAGGGACACAGGUAAUUGGACAUCUUAUUCAGUACAUUGGCUUUGUGAAUUUAGUUUUAUCUUGCCAUGGUUAUGGAUUCUUUUGGAUGGAGUUAGUUAUUUGCAGGAGGAAUACUAAAACAAAAUUGCUUUACGGAGAAAAACAUCUGAGGGAAAACAAAGGUAAAAAAUAAGUGUUCACAAUUGCAGGAUCAUGAAUUUUUUUAGGCUCUUUGAUCAAACUUUUAUCAUAUUUUUGAUUUAAGACCAUCAUAGUGCAGUGCCUUCACUUUUGCAUUACAUGAUAAAUACUAUGUAUCUAGCUGAUUGCAUGCUUGUUAGAUCAUAGGACUGAAAUGUGUCACAAUGCUCCUGAAAAGCUGGAAUUGAAAUUAUUUACAAAGAGAAAUGUAUUUUUUUUCUUAGAGAUGUGACCAAUUAAAUCUGGAUAUGAACCAUGAGAAUGUAAGAAAUAGUGCUCUUUGCAUCCUUAUAUCAAAUUAGGUUCUGAAAGAUGCCAUAUAUGCAUUUAUUCUAUAUGUGUGUGCACCCACUGUCGUGUGAUUGUGCACCGUAAAUAUAUCAACCUCUCUAACAUUAACUUUGCUUACAGAGGUAAAACCACAGUUUCUAUGGGAUGUGUCUGCCUCAGCAAGAUGAGCUCACACUCCAUUGAGUUUGAAAAGGGGGUAUUUGGCUCUACAUUAUGGAUGCGGGACCCCCACGUAGUUCAUCGCAUUGGAUGCUUUCAGACUGUUAACUGACAGUUUAUCGUGCUUAUAUCAAAACAAUUUUCUUACUUAUACUUUUGGAAAAGACAGAUGUAAACGUGUGUGUGUGUGAUUAAGUGCUGAAUUGCUAUUGUGAUUUAGUUGUGAUGCUGUUUGGUUCUCAUCUGUGUGCAGACAUCAGUGAGAGACUGGAGUAGAACCGGACAGUGACUGUGCUGCAGGCUCAGGAGUACCAUGCUGCCCCGCUGUGCAUUCAGUGUGUGCCAUGUGCUUGUGUUGGUGCUGUGUCUGUCUUCGGCUGAGGACUUCGACUGGACAAAGAACGACCACGGCUCCUUCUAUUAUGGCACUUUUCCAGCUGGAUUUUCGUGGGGUGCCGGCAGUUCAGCCUAUCAGACCGAAGGAGCCUGGGACAAAGAUGGAAAAGGACUAAGCAUCUGGGACGUGUUCAGUCAUAAGAAAGGAAAAAUCCAACAAAACGACACUGGGGAUUCCUCUUGUGAGGGCUACCACAAAGUCAAGGAUGAUGUUUCUUUGAUGAAGGAACUGAAGCUUAAUCACUAUCGCUUCUCCAUAUCCUGGCCAAGAAUCAUCCCCACCGGCAUAAAGUCCGAUCACAUAAAUGAAAAAGGAAUACAAUACUAUGACGAGCUCAUCAACCUCCUACUGGAGAGCAAGAUCACUCCUAUUGUUACCCUGUAUCACUGGGACCUUCCACAGGUCUUACAAGAGAAAUAUGGUGGAUGGCAGAAUAUAACCAUGGUCAAUCAUUUCAAUGAAUUUGCCAACCUGUGCUUCGAGAGAUUUGGCAACCGAGUCAAGAACUGGAUCACUUUCAACAAUCCAUGGUCUGUGGCAGUUGAAGGAUAUGAGACAGGUGAGCAUGCUCCUGGACUGCGGCUGAGAGGCACAGGGGCCUACAGAGCUGCCCAUCACAUAAUUAAGGCCCACGCUAAAGUUUGGCACAGUUAUGACACACAGUGGAGGGCAAAACAAAAAGGUCUUGUUGGCAUUUCUCUGUCUGGAGACUGGGGAGAGCCGGUGGAUAUCAGCAACCAGAAAGACAUCGAAGCAGCUGAGAGAUACGUCCAGUUCUACCUGGGCUGGUUUGCUACACCCAUCUUUCAUGGAGACUACCCUCAAGUGAUGAAAGACUUCAUUGGGAGGAAGAGUGUCCAACAGGGCCUCGGGACGUCUCGCCUGCCAACAUUUUCCCCCCAAGAGAAAAGCUACAUCAAGGGGACCUGCGAUUUCCUCGGCAUCGGCCAUUUCACCACCCGCUACAUCACCCAAAAGAGCAACCCUUCUGGUCGCAGCAGCGGCAGCUACUUCACUGACCGUGACCUGGCUGAGCUGGUAGACCCGCGAUGGCCUGAUCCUGGGUCUGAGUGGCUCUACUCUGUGCCAUGGGGUUUCAGACGUCUACUUAAUUUCGUCAAGACUCAGUAUGGGAACCCCAUAGUUUAUGUGACCGAGAAUGGAGUCUCCGAGAAGAUGUUGUGCACAGAGCUUUGUGAUGACUGGAGGAUACAGUAUUAUAAAGACUACAUCAAUGAGAUGCUCAAAGCUAUCAAAGAUGGAGCCAAUGUGAAGGGCUACACUGCGUGGUCCCUGCUGGACAAAUUUGAGUGGGAUGAAGGCUACUCUGAGAGGUUCGGCUUGUACUAUGUGGACUUCAGGAACAAAAACAAGCCUCGCUAUCCCAAAGCCUCUGUUCAGUUUUACAAACGCAUCAUCAGCUCCAAUGGAUUUCCCAAUCAGAGAGAGGUUGAGAACUGGAGGAGGAAGGCUGUUGAGACCUGCUCUUCUAGUAACCAGCUACUUGCUGCAGAGGAACAGCGGAGUACUGCUGCCAAUAUUCUAAGACUUAUACAUGACCCUCUGACCAGCCACAUGGAGAUGGUAACUGAGAUCGUUGUUCCCACUGUGUGCACGCUCUCUAUUUUGCUCAGUGCCAUCUUCCUCAUGUUCCUGCUGCGGAGGCGGAACUAAAAAGGAGCUCUCGCUGUGUGCACGUUGACAUUCACAAGCACCAAAACACAAUCACGUACAAUUAUACUGUAGGUGCCACUUUUCUUUAUUGGAUCACGUGUGAACAUAAAUACAUUAUUCGAACUGAAUUUCAAGAAAAUUACUGACUUCAUCAAUUUGAUGUGCAUACAGUUGCUGUUUAGCCUACAAUGAUGAACUUAGUACAAGACACUCAAACAGUGUGGAUAGUCCUGCAACAUUUUUGGAUUUUACAAUAUUGCUGUGGAAUAUUACCAUUGCAAACAACCCCUGUGGUCCACUGUACGUUGUGUUUUCAUUUGGUUACAACUGGGAGCUGUUUGGCAAAAUUUCUUUUGACCCCUAUAUUAAACAGAGGUAAAGGAAGCAAUUGUGCAUCACAGAAAAUACUUACAAAGGACUGAAAGUUGUUCUUUUAAAACGUCAGACAAAAAUACAGUAUAUUAAUAGCUGAUCCUACGGUUGUCUGCUGUCUGGCUAGUUUUUCCUCUAUUUAAAAAACAUGUUAACUGCUGAUGAAAGCAUCAAAAAUGACAAUAAACACAUCCUUUGUUGUUCA